ACACUUUGGAAUUUGGAUUUCAAAAUUUGAAUUGGUAAUAUUUUGGCCCGCGAAUGCACAACGCCGUGUGCAACUUACGGUUUUAGAUGCUAAAAAUGUAAAUUAUCACUUCAAAUUUCCAACUACCAAAAACCGUUGUCCUAUUUAACUUAACCAAUAUAAAACUGUUUUACCGAUCAUCGAAUACGAUUGAAUUUUUUUUUGAGAAGUAGCCAUGGGAAAUACGGUUUCCGGAGCUCAAAAACUAGUGGUACAAGCGUUCAUUCCACAGGACGAAACAAACAACAAUGAUGUACCUAAAAAUCCACACGGCCUUACCAACAUGGCUGGUAUAAACCCACCGCCGGAAUGCCCAAUGCACGUCAAAAUAGACGACAAGAAAGCCGCUGGAUGUGCUGUGGCGGGAAACCCAGAUGACAUUAAUCCAUUGAAUAUGAUGCCACCUCCAAAUCAAAAACCAGCACCAGAUCAACCAUUUCCAUUACCAACAGAACGAGAAGUAUCUACUAUACCAAAAGCAGAAGGAGAAGGUGACUUUUGGGUUUAUCCUUCAGCUCAAAUGUUUUGGAAUGCAAUGCUACGAAAAGGGUGGCGUUGGAAAGACGAUGAUUUAUCACCAAAAGAUAUGGAUGUUAUAAUUAAAAUACAUAACAUCAACAAUGAGCUUGCUUGGCAAGAGGUGCUAAAGUGGGAAGCAUUCCAUGCAAGUGAAUGUAUGAAUCCAAAGUUAAAAAGCUUUGGAGGUAAAGCCAAAMAUUUUUCACCAAGAGCAAGAAUACGAAAUUGGAUGGGAUAUGAACUACCAUUUGAUAGACAUGAUUGGAUAGUAGAUCGUUGUGGUAAAGAAGUACGAUAUGUUAUUGAUUAUUACAGUACAGAUAACUCACCAAAUAAAUAUCAAGUUGCUCUUUUGGAUGUAAGGCCAGCCUUAGAUUCAUUUGGUGCAUUAUGGGAUCGUUCAAAAGCAGCUUAUUGGAGAUGGCGAUAUGAAGCUGAAAUGGAAAGAAAUAUUGCCAAUAAAAUGGAAGAAUUAAGAAACGAUAAAGUGUGAAUAUAUUAAUUUUUUUUUUUUAAUUGUAUAGUGUAUAGUAGGUUCCUGAAAAGUACUGUUGUAACCUUAAAGAUUUCAAAGUAAAAAAACCAAGCUGUAAGUGUAAUAUUUUUGUAGCUCUGCAAAUUCAUUAUGUUUAGACAUUAUAUUAUUUUGAUUUUGUUAUUAUAUUAUUUUUACAGUUCAAUGAAUUUAGUGAUUAAUUAUUUUUAUUGAAAUGUAUACUUAUGCCUUACAGAGUUAACUUUGUUUUACAUAAUAGUCAAUAAACUAUAAUACUUAGUUUUAAAUUGCA
This is a messenger RNA of Diuraphis noxia (Russian wheat aphid), 1346 nucleotides long. It is a transcript of the gene Cchl, whose product is annotated as Cytochrome c heme lyase. Gene Ontology annotation, cellular component: mitochondrion. Gene Ontology annotation, biological process: cytochrome c-heme linkage. The record is from RefSeq and is a predicted model, not a curated record. NCBI's taxonomy places the organism in Eukaryota, Metazoa, Arthropoda, Insecta, Hemiptera, Aphididae. Gene Ontology annotation, molecular function: holocytochrome-c synthase activity.